AAUAAAUAUAUUUUUUUCCACGGAGUAGUUAAAGUAGUUUUCGCAAAAAGGAAAAAAACCACUUCUAGCGCUCAUCUCCACGUGUACAAAUUUUUGAAAGCAUUUUUGAAGUGUAGAACUGAAACCGCUUUUGCUCUCCAAACUCCAAACCUCCGCUCUGAAUACAAACAACAAAGAAGAAAGAAGAAGAAGUCAGAAAUGGCCAAAGCCGGAGAAGAAGAAGAGAAGACUUGGGAGGAAGUUCUGAGAAGAAUGUUACCGGAAGGCGCGCCAUUACCAGACGAAGAGCAACUCGAUUUCUCCAUCGCCGUCGAAUACGAAGGUCCUCCUCUUCCUUUUAACAAUAUUCCUAGAGUUGACCCUGUUAAUCUUAAUCCUCUUUCGCUUCCCAAGAUUACUCGAAAACUUUCUAGAUUUAAUAGACCUUCGCUUACUGAUCUCAAUCUCAAAGUCAAAUUUCCUAAUGAUGAUGAUGGAUUGCAAUCGCGUGAUUGUACAAACGGCGACAUUUCGAUUAAUGAUUUUUCUUCGCCGCUUUCUGGCGGUGGUGAUGAUUGUGAGGAUGUGAAAGAAGAGGAGGUGAAUGAGUCAAAGGAGAGUAAGGUUGUUUGGAAGAAGAAGAGGGGAGGGGUUUGUAAUAGGUGUUCGAAACGCAGUCGUUUGAAGGAGAGAGAGGCCUGUUUGGUUUGUGAUGCGAAGUAUUGUAAUAAUUGCUUGAUUAAAGCAAUGGGAUCGAUGCCAGAAGGGAGGAAAUGUGUUAAUUGUAUUGGGAAGGCUAUAGAUGAAUCGAAGAGAUCGAUUUUGGGAAAGCCUUCGAGGAUUUUGUCGAAAGUUUGUAGUCCUUUGGAGGUUAAGCAGAUAAUGAAGGCGGAGAAGGAAUGUGCUUCGAAUCAGCUUAGACCUGAGCAGUUGCUUGUAAAUGGUCGGCAGUUGAACCAAGAUGAAUUAGCUGAACUUUUGGGUUGUCCUAAUCCUCCUCAGAAGUUGAAGCCGGGCAAGUAUUGGUAUGAUAAAGAUUCUGGCCUUUGGGGAAAGGAGGGAGAGAAGCCUGAUAAGAUAAUCACUUCAAAGUUGAAUGUUGGGGGUAAGCUUCAGCAGGACGCUAGCAAUGGAAACACCAAGGUUUACAUAAAUGGUCGAGAAAUCAACAGGACUGAGCUCAAAGUUUUAAGGCUGGCUGGCGUACAGUGUCCUCGUGAUACUCACUUUUGGGUGUAUGAUGAUGGAUCUUAUGAGGAAGAAGGUCAAAAUAACAUUAAGGGGAACAUAUGGGGAAAGGCAUCUACUCGUUUCAUUUCCUCAUUAUUUUCAUUGCCUGUACCACCUGGAAAUACUCAGGGGCAAAUCGACGAUCCAAGUACUUUCUCAGGUAGGUCGGUACCUGAGUAUUUUGAGCAGGGAAGCAUCCAGAAACUUUUGUUAUUUGGAUUGGAAGGAUCCGGAACUAGCACUAUCUUCAAGCAGAUUGAAAAAACUGAAAAUUGGGAGGAAUCCAUUGAUGACAUUGUAGCUGCAUUUGAGAAACAACAUCGACGGAAGCUGUUGUAUAGCAUCGCUUUCUAUUGGAGAAGUCUUUAG
This is a messenger RNA of Pistacia vera, 1578 nucleotides long. RefSeq names its product extra-large guanine nucleotide-binding protein 3-like. The record is from RefSeq and is a predicted model, not a curated record. The transcript has 5 exons. The coding region runs from base 199 to 1578 and encodes 459 amino acids. Lineage: Eukaryota; Viridiplantae; Streptophyta; Magnoliopsida; Sapindales; Anacardiaceae.